AAGUGCUUCUCUUUAAUCAAUUUUGUAUCCAGCUGCCUUUGAUUUGUGGAACCUAUUAUUUUACAGAGUAUUUCAAUAUUCCCUAUGAUUGGGAAAGAAUGCCAAGAUGGCAAGAUGGUACAUGCUUUUGCUAAGAUGCUUUGGCUGUGCCAUGAUUGAGGGUACCUUGCACUAUUUCCUGCACAGACUCUUACACCACAAAAGAAUAUAUAAAUAUAUUCAUAAAAUUCAUCAUGAGUUUCAGGCUCCAUUUGGAAUUGAGACUGAAUAUGUACAUCCUCUGGAAAUCCUAAUUUUUGGAACUGGAUAUAUCAUUGGAGUCAUGCUAUUAUUUGAUCAUAUAAUUUUUCUUUGGGCAUGGGUGACCUUUCGUUUGAUAGGAGCUAUUGAUACCCACAGUGGUUAUGAUAUUCCUCUCAACCCUUUAAACCUCAUCCCUUUCUACGCUGGUUCAUGGCAUCAUGAUUUCCACCACAUGAACUUCACUGGAAACUAUGCUUCGACUUUUACAUGGUGGGAUAGAAUUUUUGGAACAGACUCAGUUUAAUGCCUACACUGAAAAGAUAAAGAAAUGGGAGAAAAAGACUGAGUGAACCUUUCCUCUAAACCCUCUUGAAGAUAUACAUUUUCCUGGAUUGAAACUAGUAGUAACAUUGCAUCUGGGAGCAGAAAUAAGCACGUAUCUUGGCUGCAUGGUGAUAAAAAGGACAUUAAUAACCUUUAAUUAUCUUCUUAGUGGGAACAUUUUCUGCUUUACGUACAAGUCCUAUUUCUGUACAAAUAAAUACAUAUUUAAGUGUGGCUUUCAUGAGGAAAUCUUAAAUGCCAUUUUGCUAACCUUACAAAAAAGGUUUUAAGUACUGGAAGAAGUAUUUAUCUUUUUCCCCCAGGAAUACCAUAGGUCUUAAGUUGAAAUUGGUCUUUAAAUUUUUUAAAUAUGCAGUGCCCAUAUCAGAAAGCUCUUAAUCGUGGUGUUGGCCUCAGAUUGAACUCUAGACUUUUGGAAGAAUUUGCCCUUUCAAAGAAUCCCUCUGUCCUCAGCCACAUGCCCACUCACCCAAAUCCUCCACAGUAUCUGAAAAGUCCAGAGCCUCUUCUUUUCAAUUUCUAUUCAUAGGGUUUUCAGUGGCUGAUUUUUCCCAAUUGCCAGGCCUUUCUUGUAAGGUGACUUUGGGUGGACUUGAUCCUCCAAACUUUUGGUUAGCAGCUGAUCAUGUUACCCAUUGGUACCAUAUCUUAAUCAGUUUCCCAUUCCUCACUGACCACAUCUACCCAAUAAGUAACUACCA
This is a messenger RNA of Loxodonta africana (African savanna elephant), 1289 nucleotides long. RefSeq names its product methylsterol monooxygenase 1-like. Gene Ontology annotation, cellular component: endoplasmic reticulum membrane. The record is from RefSeq and is a predicted model, not a curated record. NCBI's taxonomy places the organism in Eukaryota, Metazoa, Chordata, Mammalia, Proboscidea, Elephantidae. Gene Ontology annotation, biological process: sterol biosynthetic process. Gene Ontology annotation, molecular function: iron ion binding; C-4 methylsterol oxidase activity. The coding region runs from base 107 to 547 and encodes 146 amino acids. The transcript has 4 exons.